AUGCCUUCUGCUAAAGGGAAGCCAACUGAUCCCGAGCUCAAGAAGGACAUUACUGAAAAAGUAAAGCAAGAAACGAAUAAAGAUGGCAGUGGUAAAGGGAAGAUGGCUGCAUGGAAGGCCAAAAAGAUCGGUCAAGAAUAUGAAGCUGAAGGAGGUGAUUACGAAAAUGAACCCGGAUCUAAAGACAAACUCACGAAAGGAACACCUGAGAAGAAAUCCGAGGAGGAGAAAGCUGCUGAACUGAAAGAUUCCGAGAAGGAGAAGAAUGGCCAUGGCAAGGAAACCGCUGAUGAAAAAGCAAAUGGGUCGGACGACAAGACAGAGGAGAAAGAAGUCGAGAAGAAGGCACCCGUUCAAAAGAAACAAGCUGCCCCGAAGAAGGAAAAGAAGGUACAAAGACAGGGAACGCGAAGUAGCGCUCGACAACAAGAAAAGUUAGAUCCAAAGCCCGCAGCAGAGAAGAGAAAGAUCGUCAGUGAUGAGGCAGCGGAUGAGGAUGAUGAAGCGACUGAAGAAGAAGAGAAGCCCGCGGCAAAGAAAUCCAAAAAUCAGGAACCAAACGAAGAGGAGCCAAAAACAGAGGAACCAAACGAGGAGGAAGAAAAAAAAAAGGAACAAGCAAAACCAGAGCCAGAGGAGAAAAAGGCAGAGCCCAAGAAACGUAGCAGAAAGGCCAAAAAGUGAAAGUUACACUUAUCAUUUAUUCUUCUUCUAUACAGUGUUGAACGGAAGUAGCAUUGGCGCAUAAGGUAUCACACAAUUGCGCACACUCGUUUUGGAAUGAAAUAGGAUGAGUAUACGAAUUUGCAUUUUGGAGCGUCUGUUUAUUAUUCUUUGCUUAUUGGGGCACCAUCUUGAGGAGCAUUCUCUCUUUAUUGUAUAUGACGAAGCAUGUAUCAUUAUUGUUGAUCUGCUUUCGAUGCAGAAGCAGUUAUUCAAAAAUGGAUAUUACCCUUUAUCAUGAACUUCUGUCUAGCUGUUCGCAUCAUCUUGGUUCUCAUUCUGUGUGAAUGAAACAACUUCUAUGUCUAUCGUGGCUGGUCUAUGGAGAAUUGGACUCCAGGGUAACAUGAUGAGGCCUCCAG
This is a messenger RNA of Botrytis byssoidea, 1085 nucleotides long. RefSeq lists its product as uncharacterized. The transcript has 3 exons. Bases 1 to 684 code for a protein of 227 amino acids. The record is from RefSeq and is a predicted model, not a curated record. NCBI's taxonomy places the organism in Eukaryota, Fungi, Ascomycota, Leotiomycetes, Helotiales, Sclerotiniaceae.